This is a messenger RNA of Rubroshorea leprosula, 1844 nucleotides long. The record is from the annotation of a GenBank genome assembly. Lineage: Eukaryota; Viridiplantae; Streptophyta; Magnoliopsida; Malvales; Dipterocarpaceae.
GACUCCAGGAAAACAACAACCAAUCUACCUACAUAGAAGUGAUAAGAAACUCAAGCAUAUAGAGAGCACAUUCCUGUGUUAACUAAGCAAUAUAAUAUAAAAUUAAAGCACUGUUUCGUUCGAUUCCCUACUGUAGGGAAAUAGAGAGCUAUCUACAAUAAUAAUCAGGAAAGAGUAUCCUAUUAUUUUUUGACAUUCCUUCAGCAAAAGUGAAAGAAGUAAACCAAUAAAUUGGUUGAGAAAUGUUCUAACAUUCAUUCAAAAGAGCAUUGCUCAGCAGAUUUCUCAUGGAAAUUUCCCUACUUUAUCAGGCAUCAUUCUAUAUAUAUAUAUAUAUAUUUUGGCCAUAGACAUCAUUCUCUUAAAAAUGCAACUUUUUGAAUACGCAUUGCCAAUUGUCAUGACAAACUUAUUAAGUACAAACUAUCGGUACAUAUACUCAUAAAUCUUAGUAAUAGAUAAAACAAAAACAAAAAUGGGAAGAAAAGCUUUAUCAAUGAUCAGCAGACUACAAAACAAUCCUAUUAGCUACAAAAAGGACAAAAUGGAUUCAUAGACCUAACAAGAACAACAAAGUUUACUGGUCUGCUUAGGUUAUCUCCAAUCACUGUCUUAGGAAGCAGAAUCGUCUACAUUAAACUUGCCUGAAUCCAGUGAACAGUCAUCACACAUCAUCAUUGCAAGUUGAUUGAAUAAAAGUCAUCAGUAAGCUCCCUUAGUUACGACAUUGAUCCCAUUCUUAAAUCAAUCUUAAUCAACUGAAAUAUUUAAAUCAACUACUUCUGCUAGAAUGUCCUCCAAGUUGACAUGGUGAAACAAAAGAACUUCAGAACAUUAAGCUAAAGAUGGUCUAUAUCGGUUUACACUUAUUCAACAUGGCCUGAGAGAUUUCCAAUACUGGCCUCAAAUAGAAAGUUAACCAAGUGGGUAAACUACUACAAUUAGAUACUGAAUAAAUAAUUUUCUUGGGUUUAUGAUCAAGGGUGAAACUCUGCUUCAGAAGGUUGGUCCCAAGGGCAAAAAACAUGCUUACAAGAAGAGAAAAGAAGUUGGUCUUGGUAUCUUUAAUGACCCAUUCACUGGAGAUGUCAUUUUGGAUCCUGGACAUGCUUCUGAGUUGUUUGUUUCAAAUGGAAGUCAAAGGGAAAGAAGAGGAAUGCAACAAGAGUUUAGGGAGAUUGGGCCAAGGAUUGAAGUUGGAGAAAGCUCAAAACAAGGGAGCAAGAGAAAUGGAAGACAUGAAAAUGGGAUCCAGAUUUCUGGGAAGAAGAGAACCUAAAAAAAAACAGAAAAAUUAAGUCUACUGUGUUAGUUUGCUUAAGUCUACUGGUAUUUUUGUUAGAAUGUAUUCUGGUCUUUUAUUUAUGUAUAAUGUUACUGUGGUAUUGCUUCUGAGUUGUUAGAAUGUAUUCUAUUGCAGUACCAAUGUAUUCUGGUCUGUUGCUUAAGUUAAAACUGGUAUUUUUGUUAGAAUGGAUUCUGGUAUUUUGUUUAAGUCUACUGUGUUAUUUUGCUUAAGUCUACUGGUAUUUUUAUUUAAGUCUACUGAUAUUUUUGUUUAAGUCUACUGGUAUUUUAUUUAUGUAUAAUGUUACUGUGGUAUUGCUUCUUAGUUGUUAGAAUGUAUUCUAUUGCAGUACCAAUGUAUUCUAGUAUGUUGUUUAAGUUAAAACUGGUAUUUUUAUUAGAAUGGAUUCUGGUUUCUUUGUUUAAGUCUACUAUAGUAUUCUAUAAUGUAUUAUUUUCUUUUACAAUGUAUUUUGGUCUAUUGUUAGUUUGAUAUACAUCAUAUUCUGUAGACUUGCAAAGAAUGAGAAUAUACAAAAUAAACACUUUUCAUUUCC